Molecule: messenger RNA, 2635 nt
Organism: Psammomys obesus (fat sand rat)
Lineage: Eukaryota; Metazoa; Chordata; Mammalia; Rodentia; Muridae
Gene: Rfx3
Product: regulatory factor X3
Exons: 17
Coding region: 135-2384 (749 amino acids)
Biological process (GO): regulation of transcription by RNA polymerase II
Cellular component (GO): nucleus
Molecular function (GO): RNA polymerase II cis-regulatory region sequence-specific DNA binding; DNA-binding transcription factor activity, RNA polymerase II-specific
Source: RefSeq, a predicted model, not a curated record
UCCUGGCGACUGUUACCCAUCAACAACAACUACUCCUCUCCUCCUCCUCCUCCUCUUCCUCCUCCUCCUCCCCACCACCACCAUCUCCAUCACCCACCAACAACACCACAAUAAUCCACAGCCAAGAGACCAUCAUGCAGACUUCAGAGACGGGUUCAGACACAGGUUCGACAGUGACUCUACAGACAUCUGUGGCUAGCCAAGCAGCAGUGCCUACACAGGUGGUACAGCAAGUGCCAGUCCAGCAGCAGGUGCAGCAGGUCCAGACAGUUCAGCAGGUCCAACAUGUCUACCCAGCUCAGGUGCAGUAUGUGGAAGGAAGUGAUACUGUCUACACCAACGGAGCAAUCCGAACAACAACUUACCCUUACACAGAAACACAGAUGUACAGCCAGAACACUGGAGGAAACUACUUUGAUACUCAAGGAAGUUCUGCACAGGUGACUACUGUGGUGUCCUCCCACAGUAUGGUGGGCACUGGCGGCAUUCAGAUGGGCGUCACUGGAGGACAACUCAUCAGCAGCUCGGGAGGGACCUACCUGAUUGGCAACUCCAUGGAGAAUUCUGGUCAUGCUGUGACACACACGACUCGGGCCUCCCCAGCUACAAUUGAAAUGGCGAUUGAGACGCUGCAAAAGUCUGACGGUCUGUCCACUCACAGAAGCUCUCUUCUCAACAGCCAUCUCCAGUGGCUGUUGGACAAUUAUGAGACAGCAGAAGGAGUGAGCCUUCCAAGAAGCACUCUGUACAACCACUAUCUUCGACACUGUCAGGAACACAAACUGGACCCAGUCAACGCUGCCUCUUUUGGAAAACUAAUAAGGUCCAUUUUUAUGGGGCUACGAACUAGGAGAUUAGGCACUAGAGGAAACUCCAAGUACCAUUAUUAUGGGAUUCGUGUGAAGCCAGAUUCUCCUCUUAACCGUCUACAGGAAGAUAUGCAGUACAUGGCGAUGAGACAGCAGCCCAUGCAGCAGAAGCAAAGGUACAAGCCUAUGCAGAAAGUGGAUGGGGUUGCAGAUGGUUUCACAGGAAGUGGCCAACAGACAGGCACAUCUGUUGAGCAAACUGUAAUUGCCCAAAGUCAACAUCAUCAACAGUUUUUAGAUGCAUCUCGAGCACUUCCAGAGUUUGGAGAAGUUGAAAUCUCUUCUCUGCCAGAUGGUACUACCUUUGAGGAUAUCAAAUCACUGCAGAGUCUUUAUCGAGAGCACUGUGAGGCAAUAUUGGACGUUGUUGUGAAUCUUCAGUUUAGCCUGAUAGAAAAAUUGUGGCAAACAUUCUGGCGCUAUUCUCCCUCUACUCCAACUGACGGCACUACUAUUACUGAAUCAAGCAAUCUGAGUGAAAUAGAAAGUCGACUUCCGAAAGCAAAGCUGAUAACUCUGUGCAAACAUGAGUCUAUCCUGAAAUGGAUGUGUAACUGUGACCAUGGGAUGUACCAGGCUCUGGUGGAGAUUCUCAUCCCCGACGUCCUUAGACCCAUUCCUAGUGCCUUGACCCAAGCCAUUCGAAAUUUUGCAAAAAGCCUUGAAGGUUGGCUUUCAAAUGCCAUGAACAAUAUUCCACAGAGAAUGAUUCAAACCAAGGUUGCCGCUGUAAGUGCCUUUGCCCAGACUCUGCGAAGAUACACAUCGCUCAAUCACCUGGCCCAGGCAGCCCGCGCCGUGCUUCAGAACACUUCCCAGAUCAACCAGAUGCUCAGUGACCUCAACCGCGUUGACUUUGCCAAUGUCCAGGAGCAGGCUUCCUGGGUGUGCCAGUGUGAUGACAACAUGGUUCAGAGACUAGAGACUGACUUCAAGAUGACCCUUCAGCAGCAGAGCACUCUGGAGCAGUGGGCAGCGUGGCUGGACAACGUGAUGAUGCAAGCGCUGAAGCCCUAUGAAGGAAGACCCAGCUUCCCUAAAGCUGCCAGGCAGUUUCUGCUCAAAUGGUCUUUCUACAGCUCAAUGGUUAUCCGGGACUUAACCUUGCGCAGUGCUGCUAGCUUUGGCUCCUUUCACCUGAUCCGGCUGCUGUAUGACGAGUACAUGUUCUACCUCGUAGAGCACCGUGUUGCUCAGGCGACGGGGGAGACACCGAUAGCAGUGAUGGGCGAGUUUGGUGAUUUAAAUGCUGUAUCUCCUGGAAAUCUGGAUAAAGAUGAGGGCAGUGAAGUUGAAAGUGAGAUGGAUGAAGACCUGGAUGACUCUUCAGAGCCUCAGGCCAAAAGAGAGAAAACAGAGCUGAGCCAGGCAUUCCCAGUGGGCUGCCUGCAGCCCGUGCUGGAGAGUGGUGUGCAGCCCAGCCUCCUGAACCCCCUCCACAGCGAGCACAUCGUCACGAGUACACAGACCAUCAGGCAGUGCAGCGCCACGGGCAACACCUACACUGCAGUCUAACGGCAGGAAAGCAGGUUUCGCCGGCUCACUUCCCCCGAUGGUACUGGGCUUAAGCUGAAAUUCUAACAGGCCUGAAGGCUGACUGUUGUCAAAAGUCUAUCUGUGCUGAACAUUACCUUUUCGGAGUUGUGAAAUGGAAUGGGUGUAUGUAUUUUUCCAGGUCUUUUUUUUUUUUUUUUUUAACACAAAUGAUUUGCCUUUUAAUAAUAAGAGUUUCUCCCCGCCCCUUUUAGUUUCAGGUGUCAAGAAGG